Zea mays is the source of this 474-nucleotide messenger RNA. RefSeq names its product protein FAM32A. The record is from RefSeq and is a predicted model, not a curated record. Lineage: Eukaryota; Viridiplantae; Streptophyta; Magnoliopsida; Poales; Poaceae. Bases 1 to 339 code for a protein of 112 amino acids. The transcript has a single exon. Gene Ontology annotation, cellular component: nucleolus.
AUGUUGGAAUACCAAAACGUCGUUGGGGGACGGCUGAAGCUGAAGGGUAAAGCGCUGGACGUGAAGGAUGGUGGUGUAAUGAAAAAGAAGAAGAAGUACCAGCGUGAGGAAUCGUCUCAGACUGAAUCUGAUAAGAAUGGAGACGAAAGGAACCCACAUUCUAACUAUGACUAUCUCACACCAGCAGAGCGCCGCUACAUGGAACAGAAGCAGAAGAUCGACAUGAAGAAGAUGGCCAAAGUCGCAAACAAGUCGUACAAGGACCACAUGCAGGACUUCAACCAGUACCUGGCUAACCUCAGCGAGCACUAUGACAUCCCCAAAGUUGGUCCUGGCUAACCUGGCUGUGUUACGCACAAACAAUUGUAUGCUGUGUGGGUCUAUCUACUUUUCUGUUAGCAUAUUAUGUAUCGUUUUACAUAUAUUGUAAAACGACUUGUUGCCACCAGUAGAUAAUAUUUAUUGUCAAAAGCU